Molecule: messenger RNA, 2334 nt
Organism: Macrosteles quadrilineatus (aster leafhopper)
Lineage: Eukaryota; Metazoa; Arthropoda; Insecta; Hemiptera; Cicadellidae
Product: tetraspanin-18-like
Exons: 8
Coding region: 138-956 (272 amino acids)
Cellular component (GO): membrane
Source: RefSeq, a predicted model, not a curated record
CGUCAGUGUCAGAUGCGCGUUCGGUGCUGUAGGGUCUGUGUUGUCGCAUGAAUCAGUGUUCUUAGUUCCGCACGAGUGGUAGUGUUUGGAUAUUUGUUUACCAACAUUUAUGCCCAGGUAGCUCCUGUGACGUCACCAUGGGGCUCGGCUGUGGCGGUUGUUUCGCCAAAUACAUUCUCUGUCUCUUCAACUUCGCACUAUUUCUGGCCGGUGGAGCCGUUUUGACGGUCGGGGUUUGGCUUAACCUAGACAAGAAAUCUUUCAUCGCAUUCACAAAAAUUGUUGAGAGUGAAGCGCAAAUUCCUGAGUUCAAGCAUUUCUCCCAACCUCACGUCAUCUCCCAACUUAGUUACAUACUUAUCGCGGCCGGAGCCUUCAUCUUCCUACUCAGCUUCCUGGGAUACUGCGGGGCGCUCAGAGAAUCCAGAUGUUGCCUUGCAUUCUAUGGGAUUAUGCUGGUUCUUAUAUUGAUUUUGGAGAUCACAGCAGCAGGAAUGGCUAUUGCUUACAGAGCGAAGGCUGAAAAUGAGACACGCAAAUUCCUACAGAACACUAUCCAGGACUACUACACUCCACAACGUAACAAGUCGGACGCUGUUUCUCUCAUGUGGAACGUCCUCAUGGCUCAGAUGUCCUGUUGUGGAGUGGACAGCUUCGAAGACUUUGAAGAAAAAUUCAAAGAAGAAAACUCAACGCAGGUAAUGCCUGCAGCGUGUUGCGUUCUGGAAGGAGAUUAUCGCAGGUUUACUCCCAAGUUUCCCAACUGUACACAGAACCCUUCCUCGGUCAACUCAUAUUACAUGACUGGGUGUUACAAGACUGUGCUGAACUGGGUUCUGGACCAUAUAAACACAGUGAUCUGGGUUGUACUCGCUGUCAUCUUCGUAGAGCUUUUCACAGUGUUCCUGUCGUUCUGUCUGUGCAAAACCUUACAGAACUACGACGACGACAAGUAAACACUCGAGUGUUGCCACUUUGUGAUUCCGUCUCCGAAAACAGAAUCAAAUUUUGUUCUCGAGAGACUUACACAGACAUACCAAAUAAAGAGACAAUUUGAACGAUUCUUUUCUGAGAGUCGUUCAUAUGUUAAGUGAAAAUUGUUAUAGAUUGUAGAUUUAUUUUGUGUUACCAAAAAUAGUUGAAAUAGCUGUUAAAAAAGUGUAAAUAACACAAAGUUAUGGUAAGCAUCCAAAUACAUACGAUGAUCUGAUAUAAACAUUCCCAUUUGUGGUUUUUGCCACUUUUUUAUCAAACGGAUUUUUGGGUUGAAAUUAUUUCCAGCUCAAAUAAAAACACAUAGUGUAAAGCCCUUGUACAGUUUACUAUAGGAAUGGGACCAAAUGCUUUUUUAUUACAGUAAUUAAUUAACCUAUUCAAUAUUCAUCACCCUCUGUAUAUAUGCUUUGUAGACAGCACAAAUACUUAGACAUAAGUCGGCACUAUUGAGAAACUAGAAUCAUCAGAAAAUAUUUCCAAUUGUAUGAUCUUUACUAAAAAAACCUGUAAUAAAUCAUAUUUAUUUGGUCCACUAUGUGAAACUUCACGGUGUGUUAGAUUUAAAUUUACCAUCUUGAGUUAAUUCAAAUUGCAUUAAAAUGUUUUUCCACAUCUAAAAUCAGUAGAGGUUAUUUCCCUUGUACAUGUGUACUAUAUAUGUUUAGCUUAUUGUAUGUUUAUAUGCGAAAUAAGCUUAAGUAGUCAUAUGAUUGAAAUAUGUUUUAGUUACGGUUGUUAUGCUAUCGGGUUGUAAUGCAUGGAUGUUUCGGUAAAGAGUAUUUUAAAGAUGACCUGUCCAAUCAUUACCAGUCACUAUUAAAACUUGACAUUCAUUAAUAUAAACAUAAUUAAGGCAUAUUGUAUCAGAAUUGAAGAGGCAGCCCCUUUUUCAAUUAUUCCAUUGUUUGCAUAAUGAGAAAACGAAAUAACUUCAUACAAAUCACGAUUCCAAAAAGUACAAAUUAUUUAUAUUGUGAUAAGCUUUGUAUACACUGUUAUUUUACAUGCAUAGUACCUUAGAAAUGGUGAUGUAGUUAUUAUUUAUAUUUGUAAUUGUUAGAAAGAUAAAAUUAAAGGUUUAAAACAUAAUACAGUAUUAGAAGACAUCAAUAUUUAUAUUCCAAUUAUUAAGCUUUCUCUCGAACGUGUCAAUAUUUAACUUUAUAUUAGUUGUGUCAAAGAGCAACGGCCAAAGAAUUCAUCACAGAAUGUUUUAUUGUCUACGGCUCUUGGUAAAUUGUAUUGUUAAGUGCCUUGACCAAAUUGUUGUUUUAUAAUUUUGAUAUAGAACUGAAUCUGUUUGUAUUUAUCUUAGAAAUAAAUAUAUGUGCUUUCUUA